This is a messenger RNA of Orbicella faveolata, 1554 nucleotides long. Its product is annotated as WD repeat domain phosphoinositide-interacting protein 3-like. Lineage: Eukaryota; Metazoa; Cnidaria; Anthozoa; Scleractinia; Merulinidae. The record is from RefSeq and is a predicted model, not a curated record. Gene Ontology annotation, molecular function: protein binding.
AUGGCCGACGAAGUUGGUGUUGUACAGCUUUCGCGUGAGUUGGAAACUAUGUGAGAUUUCAUGAGUAAACUCUUAUGGUGAGAAUGAAUAUAAGCGAAACAAAUUCGUAUGGUAAUGGUCUGCUGUAUGCAGGCUUUAAUCAAGACCAAGGCUGUUUUUCUUGCGGCAUGGAAAAUGGUUUUAGGAUAUACAACUGUGAUCCUUUGAAAGAAAAAGAACGCCAAGAUUUCCCAGAUGGAGGUAUUAACCAUGUGGAAAUGCUUUUUCGUUGUAAUUAUCUAGCACUUGUGGGAGGUGGCCAACAUCCCAAGUAUCCUAGGAAUAAAGUUAUGGUUUGGGAUGACUUGAAAAAGAAAUGUGUCAUAGAACUGGAUUUUUCAAGUGAUGUGAAAGCCGUGAAACUCAGGAGGGACAGGAUUGUAGUUGUGCUUGCAGAGCUCAUAAAAGUCUUCACAUUUACACAAAAUCCUCAACAACUUCAUGUAUUUGAGACAGCGCUUAAUCCUAAAGGCCUCUGUGUCUUAUGUCCAAGCAGUAACAACUCUUUAUUAGCAUUUCCUGCACGUAAGACCGGACAUGUACAGAUUGUGGACCUGGCCAACACUGAGCGAGCUCCACAGGAGAUUGCAGCCCAUGAAGCUGCUUUGAGUUGCAUUGCGAUGAAUUUACAGGGAACACGACUAGCCACAGCUUCAGAAAAGGGUACAUUAAUAAGAGUUUUUGAUACAAGUAAUGGAGCACAGCUUCAUGAACUCAGGCGAGGAUCAGGCAGUGCUAAUAUCUACUGUAUCAACUUUAACCAUGACUCGGAAUUGCUGUGUGUUUCAAGUGAUCAUGGUACUGUUCAUAUCUUUGCUAUUGAAGAUCCUAAGAAAAACAAGCAGUCUAGUCUUGCCUCAGCACAUAACUUUCUACCAAAAUACUUCAGUUCUAAGUGGAGCUUUUCAAGAUUUCAAGUCCCUGGUGACCCACACUGUGUUUGUGCGUUUGGAAAUGAAAAGAACACAGUAAUAGCCAUAUGUGCAGACGGAAGUUACUACAAGUUUGCAUUCAAUGCCAAAGGAGAGUGUUCCCGAGAUGCGUACGCACAAUUCCUUCAGAUGACUGACGGAGACUGAAUUUCUCACCAAAUUAGGUUUUUUUUUUACUGAAUUAUGAUAGGAAGCGAAAAAUUCGCAAUCAAGCCGUAAAACACUUUUUUUUGUGUGGAUCACAAUAAGAUGAAACGUCUUAGCUGAAGAUGAAGUUCAAAAUGUUUUAGCUGCAGAGCAAUAUAAAUAUGUACAAUAAUUAACGUAAUGCCUCUAAGUGCCUAUGAAGUAAAAAAUAAUUGCUGCUUAUUUGAAAGGCUUUUCAAAUUAAAGAAGAAUGGCGUUUUUCUUUUCGGAAUAUCUUUUUUUGUUUUAGAGAUAUUCACGUUUUUGUAUUAUGCAAAUGAGGCAAGUGAUGAUGUCUUCAAUAGUUCGCUUAAACAGUAAAGUACUGAAUCAAGAACAUCUCCAGAAAUACUGGAGCAGUGUUCUUCAAACUUGGCACCAGAAAUGUACAUCAUAA